Messenger RNA from Monomorium pharaonis (pharaoh ant), 5746 nucleotides. RefSeq names its product chromosome-associated kinesin KIF4. The transcript has 13 exons. Gene Ontology annotation, molecular function: microtubule motor activity; microtubule binding; ATP binding. The record is from RefSeq and is a predicted model, not a curated record. Lineage: Eukaryota; Metazoa; Arthropoda; Insecta; Hymenoptera; Formicidae. The coding region runs from base 2544 to 5618 and encodes 1024 amino acids. Gene Ontology annotation, biological process: microtubule-based movement; mitotic spindle organization.
CCUUCAUUGAUAUCAAUUUCAUUGAUAUAGAACUAAGUUUUACUAAUAAAAGUUUUAUAAUUUUGAAAUUAAAAGUUAAAGAAGCAACAAACAGAACACCUCUAUCAAUCGAAUAAAACGCAUAGUUGUUUCGCAAUCUUGAAAUUCUAUCAAUUUUAAUUUUUUUACACAUUUUGAGAAUAUCAGCAACAUUCUGACUUAAACUUGACUAUCAAAUUUAAUUUUAUUAUUAUUUUAUGAUAUUGUGAUCAAAACUUUUAUGCAAAACGUAUAGAAAAUCUCUUAUACAUUAAUUUGAAUUUGGAAGAUAGAAACGAUAAAAAUGUAUGCAUGUAUUCUACAAAUUAUCUUAUUGAUUCUAAUUAUCAAUAGAACAUUGUGUUGUAUGAGAUAAUUUUAUCACCUUAUUAUUAUAUACAAUUAUUAAAUAAUAUAUUAGUAAAAUGCAUUCCUAAAAGAGGAAAAUUGGAUCCUAGAAUUUAUUAAUACACUGUUCAACAAUAUAACAAUAAUUUUUAUUAUAAAGACAAUUCAAAUUUUAAAAAAUUUUCAGUAUUUGAAAUGAAUUUUCUGUAAUUGUAUAAAAGUUUUUAAUUAUGUAUUUAACGAUAGAUUUAUAAAUUUAUACAUAUAAUCAAAACGAUUACAGAAUGAUUAUAGACUGUUAUUUACUUCAUUAUAAUGAUUAAUCAAAAUAAUUGCUAAAGUGUGUAUGUGUGUUGAAACAAUGAAGUGUAAAAAAAACGUUAAAAAUUAAAUUUUUAUCAGGGAUUGUCGGUUGUAAAAAUCUUAUCUCAAAUAAACAAAAAUAUUUCCAAGAGACUAUUAGCGUUUUCGACCGACUUUAGCUAAUCAUUCCGGGGGCUCGAUUCUUAAAUUUAUUUGCAAGAGAAACGUAUUCGCAAAUUUUGUUCUUACAGAAAAGUUGGAAAUUUAUUGGCUAUCUUAGGCGUAGUCUACAAUGAAGACUUAAGCCUUAAGUUGUAAGAAAAUUAACUAAUUACAAUUAAGUAUUUUUAAAAAACUCGACUGUGAUUGGUCUAUUUCUUAUGGCUUAAGUCUUUAUUGUAGACUACGCCUUAGGCGUCUACAAUGGGAUCUUAAAACGUAAGAUUUAAGAAAUUGACCAAUCACAGUCGAAUUUUAUAAGAAUACUCAAUUGUGAUUAAUCAAUUUCUUAAAUCUUACGUCUUAAGAUCCCACGCCGCCUUAUGGCUUUUAACCAAUAAACUUGCAACUUUUCUAUUAGGCGUAGUCUACAAUGAAGAUUUAAGCUUUAAGCCAUAGGAAAUUGACGAAUCACAGUAGAUUUUUAUAAAAAUACUCAAUUGUAAUUGUUCAAUUCCUUAUGACAUUUUUGUUAGCGCGUUCUGAGUACGGACUCAUAAGUAAAAGUUCCAAAUAGCGAUUUUUCCGAAUAGCGACUUGUCCAAAUUUUUAUUUCGAUUUUUUGCAAAAAAUAAUUAGUAUGCAAACAAAACUAAAAAACAUGCAAAAACUAGCAAACGACUAGCAAUCGAAUAGCGUUUUCCAAAUUAUUAAAAGUGUUAGUACAACAGCUGACUUCAUACCGGUGCAAAAGUUUGUGCGGGAGCAAAAUUCCAAUUGCAAUGACAAAAAAAUGUUUUCUCUUUCCCGCUCAACGCCUUGCGCGCGUGGUCGACCGAAAAAAUCUCUCGCUCGCCCACGAGAGGUGCUUUCGGUCGACCACGCGCGCAAGGCGUGGAGCGGGAAAGAGAAAAUCAUAUCGUCGGCAAAGUGUUCUUACAGUAUGAAUAUUGAUAAACAUGCGGUAGAUACGUAUGUAAUGUGAAAACCUUACACAGUUCGCUAGACUACGUUCCGCUGUAGAUUUUUAUAGUUCUUAUCGAGGGAUUGUAUUAAAAGUAAGUAUAAACGAUAUACUUUUAGUAAACUUACAGAAAUGAAUGCUUUAAUACGUUAUGAUUUAAUAACAGCAAAUUUUAUGCAAUUUUUUUUUAAAGGUAGAUGUUUUAUUAUUUGUGUAGGUGCUUUGUAAUAAAUAAAUAUAUAUAUACAUAUAUAUAUAUAUGUGUGUGUGUGUGUGUGUGUGUAUACGUAUUGUAUAAGAUUUUGACUUAUCUUUUUUAUAUCAACAAUUUAGUGUUGUUUGAUAAAAAAGCGUCAUAUAAAAUAGGACCUUUCGAAACAAGACUUUUUUUUGAAACAUUAAAAAUUAUACAUCAGUGUAAAAACUUAAAAGUCCAUCCUAAAAAAGAUUAAAUGUAUGUUAGACACAAAGAUUUGAUAUUUCUCUUAUGAUUUAAUUUGUAGGUUUUAUAUAAUUUAAUGGAAAGUUUGAAAUAUAUAUUAACUUAUUAAUAUCUAGUAAAGUAAGACUUAAAAUAUAAAUUUUGUAUAUAAUUACUAUAUGUAUGUAUCAUAGUUACAGACUUAUAAAGAUAACUCAUGUUUAUCAUCAAUGAUUCAUAAUACCUAUCAGGAGUCUCAUUUGAUAUUGUCUUUACAUUAAAAUAAAAAUAAAUAAAUAUAAAAUAGUAAAUAAUAAUAGGAAUAAGAAGAUGUGUGACGAUACUGUGCGUGUUGCUCUACGUAUUCGUCCAUUAGUGGAAAGUGAACUAGAAAAAGGAUGUCAAAUGUGCUUAGAGGCUAUUCCUGGAGAACCCCAAGUUCGCAUAUGUAAUACCGACAAAGCGUUCACUUACAAUUAUGUAUUUCCUCCUUAUAUUGGACAGGAGGAUUUUUAUAACACAGCAAUUAAGGGACUCGUAGAUAAUAUUUUUCAAGGUUAUAACGUUACAAUAUUAGCAUAUGGACAGACUGGAAGUGGUAAGACUCAUUCCAUGGGUACCAGUUAUACAGGUGUGGGAGAAAAGGGUAUUAUACCAAGAGUUAUAUAUGACAUAUUUGAAGUAAUUAAAUCCAAGGAAGAUUGGAGCUUUAAAGUUGCAGUCUCAUUUAUGGAAUUAUAUCAGGAGCAAUUAUAUGAUCUAUUGUCUGAUAAGCAGAAGAGUCAGUCCAUAGUAGAUAUUAGAGAGGAUGGAAAGAGCAUUAGAAUUGUUGGUAUAACUGAAAAACAAGUAAUAAAUGCUCAUGAGACAUUAGAGUGUUUGACCCAAGGUUCCAUGGGUCGUGUAACUGGAGCGACAGCAAUGAAUGCGCAUAGUAGUCGUAGUCACGCAAUAUUUACGUUAUGUGUAUGUCAGCAAAAGAAAGAUAAUCCGGGUACAGCGACAGUGGCCAAAUUUCAUCUGGUUGAUUUAGCGGGAUCUGAACGUAGUAAAAAAACUCAAACCACUGGGGAACGAUUCAAAGAGGGUAUAAAUAUAAACAAAGGAUUACUGGCACUGGGCAAUGUAAUUUCGCAACUUGGCGAUGGUGCCUCUGGAACUUAUAUCGGAUAUAGGGAUAGUAAACUUACAAGAUUAUUACAAGAUUCUUUGGGUGGUAACUCCAUGACUCUUAUGGUUGCCUGUGUCAGUCCCGCUGAUUAUAAUUUGGAUGAGACACUUAGUACAUUGAGGUAUGCGGACCGUGCGCGCAAGAUAAAGAACAAGCCGAUUGUGAAUCAAGAUUCGAAAGUAGUGGAGAUCAAUCGGUUGAACAAAUUGGUCCAGGAAUUGCGGCUAGCUCUUAUGAAUCAAGAACUUAAUAUAACAUGUCCUAAGGAAUACGAAGCACUUGAGAAGAAAUACAGCGUUUUACAGCACAAAUUUAGAGACAUGACGGAAAAGUUGAAUUCAAAUUUAGAAGAAAUUGUUGUUAUGCACGAACGAGCGGAGAUGGCCGAACAAGCUCGGGAAAAAAUCCGAUUCGCUAUGGCAUUAUUAUUGGAUGAAUUCAAGCAAGUUUUACAAAAUUUUGAUACUUGUCCUGAAAUUGAUAACGAGAAGCGUAAUAAAUUAAAAGCGAUAUACGAAAAGAUGUUAGAUAUCCAAAAUGAUGAAAGAAAAGCAUCUGAACAACUCAUAAAUCAUGAAAUAUUCAACUCGAGAAAUUGUGGUACGGACAUAGAAGAUGUGGAAUGUGUACGUGCAGAGGAUUUGAAUAAUGUCGAAGAUAGUUUGGAUUACUUUGACAAAAAGGAAGAGGAACAUACGUUACGGCAAGCGGAACGAAAUAACCAAGUUCAAAGUAUUAAUAAAGAGUUGGCACUCAAAGAAAACUUGGUGUCGGAACUCUUGAAAAGUCAACAAACUGUGGAAAGCCGUAGGAAUGUAAUAGAGAUGGAGCAAGAGAUCAAACGGCUACAUACGGAAAAAGAGAAGCAUCUGCAAACGGUUCAUGCGCACAAUGUCAGUUCUAAAUUGGCUGAGACGCGUCGUAAAAAAGUGCAAGAAUUAGAAAGAAAGAUAGCAGACUUGACGCGCAAGUGCACAGAACAGAACAAGAUAAUCAAGGCGAAGGAGAAGCAGGAUCAAAGAAUUAAAACUCUCUCUAGUGAGAUACAAUCGUUAAAAGAAACUCGAGUCAAACUUAUCAAACAGAUGCGUAAUGAUGCAAAUAAUUUUACAAAGUGGAAACAAUCCAAGGAGAAGGAAAUUAAUAAAUUAAGAAUGCAAGAUCGUAAGCGUACUUAUGAAAUGGUACGUAUGAAAAUAAAACAUGACAAACAGGAGAAUGUUUUCAAGAGAAAAAUGGAGGAAGCUUUUGCAGUGAACAAAAGAUUGAAGGGUGCAUUGGAGAUGCAAAAAAAGGCAGCGCAAAGACAAGAAAGAAAGGUCAAUAGCAAAGAGGAGAUAAAAACUUGGAUGACUCACGAAUUAGAAGUAUUAAUGGCCACCAUAGAAGCGGAUUAUUCUCUGAAGAAAUUGAUGCAAGAUAGAGCUUUCUUGGUACUUCAAUUAGAAGAGCUAAAAGAAAAAAGCGAUUUGGAUGAAGAAAAGCUUGAGACUAUUACAGAAUUCAUAGAAUUACGCAAUGCACAAAUUGCAGAUUUACAACAAAAGAUUCUUGAGUCAGAUCAGGAAACUAGAGCAAAUACCAGAUGGAAUAUGAUACGUACGAUAGCGGAUGCAAAGGUGGCAUUUGAAACGGCAUUCCAUAUAAUUACGCAAGACAGGAAACAACAAUGUUGCAAAUAUAACGAAUUGAAAGAAAAGUACCAGAAUCUAGAAGCACAACUAGAAGAAUUUAAAAAACAGGAGAAAGUUUUGUCCGUGACAUCUGGUAUGCAAGAUACAUCUGACACAUUUUGUAGUGAAAAAUCUUUGACAAAAUCUAACAGACAGGUUUUAACGGAGACUAAUUUGAAUGUAAACAAAAAAUUGAAGAAAAUAAAGAAAAUAGAAAGUAAAAUAGAAAUAAUCGACGAAAAUGUUUUCCUAACGCAUAACAAUAGUUCAAUAGUAGACGAUGUCGACAAAGAUCCAGAUUGGAAAAAAACACCGCUUUAUAGUCGUAUACAACAGAAAAAAUCAAAAUUGUCGGGUCAACAAUUGACUUUUAAGAUGGAAGACAAUGAGCUAAAAUGUCCAAUAAAAUGUGCUUGUAAAACGAAAUGUGCUACGCGAGUAUGUACGUGCCGAAAGAAUGGCGUUGCCUGCAAUAAUUGCAGUUGUUCGGAACAAUGUCAGAAUAAAGACGAAAAGAAUUUGCGUACUACGCUGUUUUCAGAUGUCAUGGAGGAUGAAUGAAAUUACAAAGAGCAAGUUUUCAUUCUAAUUGCAUACAAAAAAUACAUUUACUUAUUAUAGUAUUGAAUGUAUUAUUUAAUUUCAAAAGAUUGUAGAAAAUUCCGUUUCGUGCGUGUUUCGUGUCAUAG